AUGUACAGGAGAAAACCAACAGCAGCUAUCAAAUCAGAUGGUGCAACAAGUGCACAUGUAGUUCCAAAAGAUGCAGAAGGUCCUCAACAUAUCGAUAUCCAACAGAUGCAAAAUGUUCUUCUAAUCUGGUUAGACAGUAAUAUUGACGAAACAAAUGACGACUGUCAAAAUACAAUCACUAAAUUACGACGAGCUGUUAAUGACACCAAUACAUUUACAGAUGUUGAUCAAUGCCUUGAAUUCAUUCAAACAAUCAUCGACAAAAAAAUAUGUAUGAUCAUAUCUGGGUCACUUGGACAACAUUUUGUGCCUCGUGUGCACAAUAUGUCUCAAGUUGAUUCACUUUUUAUAUUUUGUGGUAACAAAAAACAUCAUGAACUAUGGGCUAAAGAUUGGCCAAAAAUAAAGGGUGUCUUCACAGAUAUUACCCACAUCUGUGAAGCAGUCAAGAAAGCUGCUCAUCAAUGUGAGCAGAAUGCCAUUCCCAUGAGUUUCGUGAAAACAAAUAAAAAGUUGGAUCAACUAGAUCCUUCUUUUAUGUAUACCCAAAUCGCCAAAGAAAUUAUAUUAACCAUCCAAUUCAAACAAAACCAUAUCCAAGAUUAUUUUGACUACUGUCGCGAUGCUCCUACUGACAGCGAAGCAGAUAUAGGUAACAUUAAUCAAUUAGAAAAUCAAUAUCAUAACAAAACACCCAUCUACUGGUACACCAGUGACAUAUUCCUGUGUCCCAUGCUCAAUCGUGCAUUGCGAUUGAUGAAUGGUGAUAUCAUCACACGGAUGGGCUUCUUCAUUGGUGAUCUUCAUCGACAAAUUGAACAGCUGCAUCAGGACCAAUAUGUUGGUACAACUGCUGCUAACUCCUUCACCGUUUACCGUGGUCAAGGUUUAUCUAAAGAAGAUUUUGAACAAAUGACGAAAACCAAAGGCGGUCUGAUUUCAUUCAACAACUUCUUGUCUACCAGUAACGAUCGUGACGUUUCCUAUGCUUUUGCUGAAAGCAAUCAGGUCAAUCCGGAUUUAUUUGGAAUACUUUUCGUUAUGAAAGUAGAUCCAUCUCAACCAACAUCAACAUCACCAUUUGCUUCAAUUGCUGGGAUUGGCAAGUUCCAAGAAGAAGAGGAAGUCUUAUUUUCUAUGCAUAGCGUGUUCCGUAUCCACGAUAUUAAACAGAUAGGUGAAAAUAACCGCUUGUAUGAAGUUAAUUUGACACUUACUGCUGACAAUGAUCCAGAGUUGUCUAGACUUACAGAUUACAUUCGACAAGAGAGUUUUCCAGACGAUGAAGCCUGGUACAGAUUAGGUAUGGUACUAAUUAAAAUGGGCCAAUCCAACAAAGCUGAAGAUAUUUAUCAAGUUUUACUUGAUCAAACUAAAGAUGAUAAAGAUAAGUCGUCUAUUUAUCAUCAACUUGGUGCGAUCAAAUAUAGUCAAGGAAAAUAUGAAAAAGCACUUAUAUUUUAUGAAAAAUCACUUGCUAUCGAUCAAAAGACGCUUCCUACCAAUCAUCCUCAUUUAGCUAAUUCCUACAAUAACAUUGGUGCAGUGCAUGCCGACAUGGGUAAUUAUUCAAAAGCACUUUUAUCUCAUGAAAAAGCUCUUGAAAUCAAACAACAAUCACUUCCACCCAAUCAUCCUGAUUUGGCUUGUUCCUACGAAAACAUUGGUUUAGUGUAUGAUAGCAUGCGUACGUAUCUCGAAGCACUUUCAUUUCAUGAAAAAGCUCUUGAAAUCAAACAACAAUCACUUCCUUCCAAUCAUCCUGGUUUAGCUUGUUCUUACAACAACAUUGGUAAUGUGCAUAUAAAGAUGUUUAAUUAUCCGAAAGCACUUUCAUUUCAUGAAAAAGCCCUUGAAAUCAAACAACAAUCACUUCCUCCCAGUCAUCCUGAUUUGGCUUCUUCAUACGGUAACAUUGGUAAUGUGCAUUACAGCAUGCGUAAUUUUCCAAAAGCACUCCCUUAUUAUGAAAAAGCCCUUGGAAUUCAACAACAAUCACUUCCUCCCAAUCAUUGUGAUUUGGCUUCUUCCUACAACAACAUUAGUAAUGUGCAGUACUACAUGGCUAAUUAUCCCGAAGCACUUUCAUCUUAUGAAAAAGUUCUUGAAAUCAGACAAAAAUCACUUCCUCCCAAUCAUCCUGAUCUGGCUAAGUCCUACAACAGCAUUGGUGCAGUGCAUAAUAGCAUGGGCGACUAUCCAAAAGCACUUUCAUCUUAUGAAAAAGUCCUUGAAAUCCGACAACAAACACUUCCUUCCGGUCAUCCUGAUUUGUGUAUAUCCUACAACAACGUUGGUAAAGUGUAUGAAAGCAUGGGUAAUUACUCAGAAGCUUUUACAUUUUAUGGACAUGCUAUACCGAUUAGAGAAAAAUGA
Adineta steineri is the source of this 2376-nucleotide messenger RNA. The record is from the annotation of a GenBank genome assembly. Lineage: Eukaryota; Metazoa; Rotifera; Eurotatoria; Adinetida; Adinetidae.